AUGUCCUUGAACAAGAUUGAAAAAACCCAGACUGCAGCAAGUAAACAACUUAAAGGAAGUGAAGACGUGGAAGUUGCCAACAAAGAGGAACAAAGCGGAACAGCCAAUCAUGAAUCAACAUGCAGCCAUGAUGAGGAUGAAGGAUAUAAAAGAAGGACUCGGGAGGGGGAGAGAGUGCAUGCAUUACCAAAAAUAGAAGGAAAAGAAAAAACAAUAAUUAGUUAUGAAGGAGAUAAAGUUGUGAGGAUGUGUAAAAGUUCAAAUUAUACUCCCAUCACUUGGAACUGGUACCUGACCAACGGAAAGCGUAUUAUUUGUCCUAUGGUAAACCCUGGUCAUCAGAUCUUAAUAUGUAAGGCUGCCUUUGUCAGUGGAGAAUCAACAAAGGUAUCUCAUCUCAUCCCAAAUGAAUUAAGCAAGAUUGCCAUUAAUGAAUCUUUGCUGUCAGACAAAUAUGUAAAUGAUCGAGUACCUGCCAACACAACCCAUCUCAAGAUACUGAAGCUCACCAAGGAAGAUUGUGGUGCAUACUGGUGUGAAGCUGUUUUUAAGCUAGGAAAAAGUAGAGGAAAGCUGAAGCUUACAGUUCUCACCUUCAUGGUGCCACUCACACCAUUUCUAGCAAUAGUGGCUGAAGUUGUUAUUCUUGUAGUUAUUAUUUUCCUUUGUGAAGUAUAUUCCAAAAAGAAAGAGAAGCGUGCAG
This is a messenger RNA of Tinamus guttatus (white-throated tinamou), 703 nucleotides long. NCBI's taxonomy places the organism in Eukaryota, Metazoa, Chordata, Aves, Tinamiformes, Tinamidae. The record is from RefSeq and is a predicted model, not a curated record.